Molecule: messenger RNA, 1053 nt
Organism: Lottia gigantea (owl limpet)
Lineage: Eukaryota; Metazoa; Mollusca; Gastropoda; Lottiidae
Exons: 4
Coding region: 1-1053 (350 amino acids)
Source: RefSeq, a predicted model, not a curated record
AUGGAUAAGGACAGCUACAACGCUCGAUUACUGGAACAUAUAACUGGUGCUGCGGCUUGUUUUGCUGUAACCGUUUCGAAAGAAAGCGGACUGUUAAAUGUCUUUCUCGAGCCACACGAACCUAUGACAGUUGCUGAGAUAGCGGCAAAAUCUAAUUUAAGACAAAGAUAUGUACAAGAAGUUUUGGGAUGUCUGGUGACAUCUAGAAUCAUACAAGUGGAUGAUAAUUCGGAAAAAUAUUCCUUACCACCUGAACUGCGCACCUGUUUAAAAGGAAUGCUGAUAUCGUUCGAUCUGGCAGAUCAUUUAAACAAGAGAACAGAAGAUCUAAAGAGCUUGCUAGAUCCUAAUGGAAUUAAAGGCUAUCCGACCCAUUCCAGAGGAAACAUUGGUGAUAAAAUGGACGAGCUUGUUAAUACCGAUAUCAAUGGCACGAUAGAUGGAAUGUUUUUAAGAUCCACGCCUGAUAUUCAACAAAAAUUAGAAACUGGUAUAGAUUUUCUAGAGUUUGGUUGCGGUCAGGGAGCCUUGAUUCUAGCAAUGGCGGAAAAAUUUCCUAACACGAGAUUCCUUGGAGUGGACAUCUCAAAAGAUGCUGUGGCUGUCCUGGAGAAAGAGAUUCAAAAAAGAAAGCUAGCCAAUUUGCGAGUGGAACAAGGUGAUAUACUAAAACUGGACGAAAAGCUGAUUGAAAAGUUCGACAUGGUACAUAUCCAUGACGUUUUACAUGAUAUGGGCGAUUCUGUCAAAGGCGCCGAAAAUAUCAAGAAAGUGGUCAAGCCUGGCGGUAUAGUCAAUAUAAUAGAGAUCGUACUCAAGGGAAAUAACCACAAGGAAAAUAUCGAAGAUCCAAUGGCACCUCAGAUGUACGGUUUGAGUUCUACGGUGUGUAUACCAGAAAGUCACAACCAAUCCGGAACGCCGGGAAUGGGUUGCACGUCUGGCAUGAAAGGAAUCAAAGAAAUGCUGACAAAGGCCGGUUACCCACUAGACAAAUUGGUAAUCAACAAAGCACAAAAUCCUUUGCUGUACAGAUUUACAUGGUACAAAUAA